Messenger RNA from Seriola dumerili (greater amberjack), 4009 nucleotides. RefSeq names its product stum, mechanosensory transduction mediator homolog (gene stum). The transcript is spliced from 4 exons. The coding region runs from base 731 to 1168 and encodes 145 amino acids. NCBI's taxonomy places the organism in Eukaryota, Metazoa, Chordata, Actinopteri, Carangiformes, Carangidae. The record is from RefSeq and is a predicted model, not a curated record.
GUGACUUCAGAGGAAAUUUCUGAAAAGUGCUUCAUAUCUUUUGAGGAUUUUUCUGAAGACAUUCAAACAAGGAGGAAGAGUCACUGAUCAGCAUCCCUGGAGAACAUGUUGGACAUGGAAACAAAUGGCAGACACCACUGACGUCUGUUGAGCCAGUGUGGUCACUUGAAGUGAGGACAAGUCAACAAUCUUGAAGAAAAAAGUCUCACCUUACUUCAGACUGUUUCUUGCUUGGACAUCAACAACUACAAGUAUGAGGUGACUUCUCCAGAGGAAUUUAGAAGAUAGCAGCUCUCCAGGGUAGACUGAAAUUUGCUUGAAUAUUCAUGAAAAGCUUUUAGGCACCAAAAUAUUCCUUGGAUAAAUCUGAAGGUUUUGAAAACUGACUUUGAGAACCUCCUCUGGACUAGAAUUAAGCAUUUCUGGUUGUUCUUUGGACAUAUAUAGCUUUUUAAAAUCCAUUUAACUGCAGAAACUGCUUUCAGACAACGUGUUGAUAUUUUUAUUUAUUUGCUACUGAAUGUGACAUAGGUGGUGACUUGUGAGCCAACUGUUUUCAUGUACUGCAGAAUAUUUUAGAUAAUCCUCAGGGGAUUCAAUCAAUCACCAUUGAUUAUAUUUGCCUUCUACUGAAUCACUAAUAAUCUAAAUCCAGAGGGAGAGGGGCUGGGAGGAAAGCAACCCUCAUUUAUCACCAGCUAGUCUUAGUCUUUGUUCAUAGAAUAGAAAGAUGGCACAGAAAGAAGGAGGAACAGAGCAGGGGCGUGUUAAGACAGGGGACAAUCUGGGGGCCAAAGCCAUGGCCGGGGCCCCUACAGCAGGCGGAGGAGUGGUGGUGGAGGUCAGGGAGAAGAAGGGACCUCUGCGGGCUGCAAUACCCACAAUGCCUUUCCCUCUUGCUGUCAUCUGUCUGUUUCUGAACACCUUCAUACCUGGACUCGGUACCUUCAUCUCAGCGUUCACGGUGCUGUGUGGAGCUCGCAGUGAGCUGAUCUCCGAGCGAGGUGUGUGCUGUGUGUUCUGGCUCAAUGUGGCAGCAGCCCUGAUCCAGAUACUGACGGCCGUUAUCAUGGUUGGAUGGAUCAUGAGCAUCUUCUGGGGAAUGGACAUGGUCAUCCUCGCGAUCUCUGAUGGCUGUAGAGACCAGGGUGUUCCCCAAGAUGUCUGAGAGACGUCGCUCUCAUGUUACCUGAUGGAUCAGGACACACCCUGAAGCCUGACAGCGACCUUUACCUUCGUGAUGACCUGUAGCUGACAACAGAGAGAGGAAGAGACAUGAUGAAAAUGGUUUAGUCAAAGUGAAUCAGAGAGACUGCCCUUUGUGAAAGUAUUUGAUUGCUGGCUGGUGAUUGGUCAACACCAGGCCACAUUUACAUUUACAAUUAAAAGAAACAAGAUGGGAGGAAGAGACUUCAACUGUACAGUCACAAGAAAUACAGUGGAUAUGAAUAACAAUGUGUUUUGUUGAGUGAUUCUAGCUGUGAUUUUUGAAUUCUGUCUUUCGGUAUUUUUUAUUUGAUCAAUUUGACUGAAACCACAAAUCUGUAAAAGCUGUAGGUCACCAACAUAUUUCCUACAGGACAUGAUGGAAUAAAUGAAGAACAAAAGACGAUCCAUUAGCAUGAGGACGUGAAAUAAUUAAGACACUGAUUUGCCAGCUUUGUGUUUUUGGCUUGUGCAUUUUUGCCAGAACCCAGUUGAACAAAAUAUAGAGAAAAAACUACUUCAGCAAAUGAUAUCCAUCCAUAACAAUGUUGCUGUGACAGGUGUAUUUGGCUCAGUGAUGAAUCAUAUGUCAUUGGGCUCAAAACACAAACAGAGUUUCCACUGCCCCUGAAUUGGCUGCCUGGUGCAGCUGCCACUCUGCUUAAAGCAGUUUAUUUCAGUGUUGAUGUUUAUUGGAGAGUUUACUGUUUCAAAAACUGACUUUAGCAUUAGCCUCUAGUGUGUUUUAGUGGCCUUUCUAUUGUGAUAUCGACACAAUUUUGCUGGUCUGAAAAGGUACAAUAUAUUUAACUUUAAGGGGUUUGAGGUUCUCAUUCUUAAACAUGUUGCAUCUUCUCUAAACGGUGAGGAAAACGGUGUUUACUGCGCACAGAAUCAGCAUUUAUUCAAGCAAUGAGUGUGGAACAAACAUGUAAUCAAACUAUAAAUGUCUCUGAUACUCUAUAUUCAGCGUAGACAGUUUAAAUGAUAACUUGAUUAUGAUGAAGGUGUUAGCAACCCUUCCAUUAGUCUUAACAGUAGGUACAACACAACGUUUCAAUAGCAAUCACAUCUUUAACCUGCUGUAUCUCACUGUUGGUCACAAGAUGCAUGGUAUCCUGAAAUGUCAGGGCUGUGUGUAAAAAUGACUCAUCCUUCCUGAUAAUUAUUAGAUUUGUACUGUCGUACCUCUUUAAUGUGUAAAUCAGUGUCAGAACGAUAUCACACAUUAUUAACGUUGUAUCUAAAUAGCAGGUUUCAAAAUAUCACCUCUCAUUACUGGCCUCACUGGGGAACUAUAGUAACCACCCUGUCUGUCACAUCACGACUUUAAGAUUCAGUUACAGUAAUGUCACUGAGGCAUGUGACUAGGGUGCAGUGUUUGAAUGGCUAGUUUUGGCUCAUUUACAUUGAUUGAUGAGAGUCACUAAGAGUCAUCAGCUCCCAUAAGAAACCCCAGUAGAAAUAGUAACAUAAUAAAAUCUUAAGGUUGUUGAAUUCACAGUUGUGUCGAGUACAAAACCAAAAUGUGUAAAUUAUCUAUAUAUCGAUGUGUGUUUGUGUGUAUGACUGAUUGUGUGUAAUAUGGAGACUGGGGAAUACUAUAUAUGCUGUGGGCUCAGUAUUACUAUAUGGGAGGGUGUUUAGGUCAUAAAUGAUGUUCUAAACUCAUAAAGUUGUAAUAUUUAACACAACAACUGCCUUGGAAGUGUUGAUCCAAACAAGGCUUUUCCCAUGAUGCCACAUUAGCUUUCUAAGAUACUGUAUCAUUGGCUUAUUUCCCUGAAAAAUAUCCAAGAGUAUCAAAAGUCAAACAGCCUUAAAAUGAAAAGAAUCAAAACAGUUAGCGUGAGCCAUAACACUGAUGGAAAGCAGUAAAUCAAAAUCACUGCAAGUGCGUUUGCAGGAAAUGAGUGCUCAGCUCAGUUACUGCCCUACAGCACAUUGAUAUAUUGGACAGAUUCUGCAAAUGUAGGGCAGCAUUUCUGGGUAAAAGUUGAGAUAAAUUCAUUCAUAAUAAAAAAAGUGUUUGUGCCUCAAUAGAAAUCAAACCUUAAUUCACGCUGUGAUUUUUUCCUCCUCUUCAUCUGUUUUUCUACUGGUGAUUUUUUUUCCCUCAGUUAACUCUGUAGGGUUUCAUUCAUUAUCUUAGCCAAAUGCCUUUUUGAGAGCUCUACUCUAUUUUUGAAUGACAACACUAAUGUUUUUACGUUUUGACUCUGUGUAUGUUGUACAGUUUUUGUGUGUGAGAAAGAUAACGUCUGUACUUCUGAUAUUUUAUGCCUUACAAAUGACCAGUGUUCUCCCAUAAGUGUUUCUGUAGCAGUGGUGCUGGAGUUUCUUUACUUUGUUUGGGUUGGGCGCAAUUUAGAGAAUAUGACAUAUUGUUAUUUAAACACUUUAUUAUAAUCAACCUUUCAGCCCUAAACACUGAUUCUGUUUCAGGGUCAAUAUUGACAAAUUGUAAUGUUUUUUUCCAUGACGAUGGUGUUGUGUUCGCUUUUCGAUUGUAGAAUGAACAUACUGCCGUGUACAGUUUUCUGCAUGCAUAUCUUUGGUGUUAAACGACUGUACAGAGUAACAUACACAUGCACACACAGACUAACUUAACUAUUUUAAGAUUGUAGCUUUAUUCUGUGACUUUGCAAUAUUGAUUUUAUUUUAAGCCCUUUGAGGUGACUGAUACAAAUUCUUGCGAUUAAAAGCAGUUUUGGUUCUACUUACUGAAUACCUGUGAUGUAUGUGUUUUGUUUUUUUUGUUUGUUUUUGAUAUAAUGUGAAUCAGUAUUGCUCGUAAUUAAUA